Molecule: messenger RNA, 1625 nt
Organism: Bombyx mori (domestic silkworm)
Lineage: Eukaryota; Metazoa; Arthropoda; Insecta; Lepidoptera; Bombycidae
Product: zinc finger protein 501
Exons: 4
Coding region: 258-1535 (425 amino acids)
Biological process (GO): regulation of transcription by RNA polymerase II
Cellular component (GO): nucleus
Molecular function (GO): DNA-binding transcription factor activity, RNA polymerase II-specific
Source: RefSeq, a predicted model, not a curated record
ACUUUGGCACCAGAUGACAUUCAUAGAUACACACAAUAAACAAGAGCGAAGGGCAAAGAGAAUAUUAAAUCUCUUGGCGGCAAUGACGAUAGCGGCAAUUCAAUUUGGAAACAAUUCAAUGCUUACAAAUUUUGUUUAGUCUUUUUUGAGAAUUAUAACAAUUCAAGCAAAACUAGUUUUUGCGUAAUUAAUAUUCAAAUAAACUAAAGCAUUCAUUAUGAAUUAGGACGACAAGCGGUGUUUUUACAAAUUUAGAAAUGGAAGCAAAGCAUGAGUUGGUAUUAAUAAAUCAAGUAGAAAAUGUCGCGAUGAGCGAUUUGACCUGCAACGCAGGAUCAUGUAAUGAUGAGCAAAUAGCAAGAUACGUUUGUCGUAUAUGCAAGAAAUCUUUCUACAAUGCGAAAGCGCUGCAGAAUCAUAAAAACAUGCAGCAUGAUCCAAAAGGCUCUGAGAACGGGGGGAAUACCCGAAAACGUUGUUUUGGUCAGGAUAUCAACGCAUUUCCUGGUUUUAAGUUCAUAUCAAUGAAAGGUAGCACUGAAGGCGACACAGUGAACGAUAGUGUAACGACGAGAACAUUUUCUGAGGACACCACUUAUUUUAUAAUUAAAGUUCAAGGCGAGGGUAUUGAUGGAGGUGCUUUAAAAACUACGAGUCUCGGUGGUAUUAUCAAUAGUACACAGAUGAAAGUCAAACCUGCUGUAAACUUAAGGGGCCCUUUUACUUGCACAUUUCCAUCGAUGUUACGUCCGGACGUGCUGUGCCGUCAAAUAUUCUUCGACUGUUGUGAUUAUUCACGUCACUACCGAGAAGAGCACACUAAAAGACGCAAAGCCGCACUUCGUUGUCAAGUGUGCGAAAAGCCUCUAGACAAGGAAUUUAACCAAAACAACCCGGUACAACGUCCGAGUGUGACGACACUUUGUAGAAUUUGCGGCGAGACCUUUUCCGACAACGCGUCUUACGUCGAGCACAAUCGUUUCGUUCACGCAAAAAUGAAGCCCUACCAGUGUCCGAUUUGUGCGAAGCGUUUUACUCAGCAAGGAGGCUUGCAGCAACACAUGAGGAUGCAUUCCGGUAUAAGACCUUUCGCUUGCACGUAUUGCCCUAAAGCGUUCACUCAGAAAGCCGGUCUCGACCAGCAUCUACGUACUCACACCAAAAUUAAGCCGUUCCGAUGCGUCAUAUGCGGCAAGUGUUUUUCCCAAUCGGUGCACUUGAGGCAGCACAUGAGAACUCACACGAAUAUACAACCGUUCGAAUGUGUAUACUGCGGAAAAAGAUUUAAACAGACGAGUCAUUUAAAUUUUCAUUUGCGUUCGCAUGUCGGCGAAGGCGUGAUUACAAUGGAGAAAUAUGCUCAGGCGAUACAGCCAGAGAAUCAGUUGGAUUUUUUGAACUUUGCAAGCUUACAGCCGGUGCAGGAUGGUGACACCCUUUACUAUGCAGCAGAACUAGCACCGCCGAAUUCCAUGGUCGUUCAAAGAAACUUUCCUUAUCAAGUGCAAAGCUCUGAUGGUAUGUUACCGAUUUAAUUUAUCCUUAGGUACAUACAAUUAGAUGCAAAAUUAUUAUUCCUGAUAAUAUUUAUUAAGUAAGUUAAAAUAAAAGACUGUUUCAAGUUA